This is a messenger RNA of Magnolia sinica, 2049 nucleotides long. RefSeq names its product MACPF domain-containing protein At1g14780-like. The record is from RefSeq and is a predicted model, not a curated record. Lineage: Eukaryota; Viridiplantae; Streptophyta; Magnoliopsida; Magnoliales; Magnoliaceae. Gene Ontology annotation, cellular component: plasma membrane. The coding region runs from base 102 to 1886 and encodes 594 amino acids. The transcript is spliced from 8 exons. Gene Ontology annotation, biological process: regulation of salicylic acid mediated signaling pathway; plant-type hypersensitive response.
UGGCUAUCUCGAUAUUAUACAAUCUAUAUUUGAAUCCAAACAUACCAAAAUACUCAUCUUUUGACAUUCUCUGAGAGAGAGAGAGAGAGAGAGAGAGAGAGAUGAAUGAGAUUGUGGAGAAAGCUGUGAACUGUUUGGGUAAAGGAUUCGAUGUAACAAAUGAUUUCAGGUUGAAGUUUUGCAAAGGGAAUAAGAGGUUGGUUUUGAUAGAUGAGAGUGAAAGAAGAGAGAUUGUUGUGCCUGGAUUCGGACCGUUGAAAGAUGUGUCCAUCGACAUCAAAUGCGAUAAGGGAGAUCGUAUCCGUUACCAAUCUGACGUUCUUGAAUUCAAUCAGAUGUCGGCAUUGUUCAACCAUAAGAGCUCGUUGCCGGGGAAGAUCCCGACGGGACUAUUCAACGUCAUGUUUGGAUUCAACAGUGGGACGUGGGCCCAGGACGCGUCGGACACUAAAUGCUUGGCUCUUGAUGGUUACUUCAUCUCCUUCUUCAAUCUUCAAAUCAACAGAUAUCCUCUUGUUCUCAGCAAUCAUGUCCGAAACGCUGUUCCGGCGAGCUGGCAACCUCAUGCACUGGCCAGGUUCAUUGAAACAUAUGGGACCCACAUCAUAGUGGGUGUGACUGUGGGCGGUCAGGAUGUGGUGUUUUUGAGGCAAGAUAAGUCGUCCAACUUACAACCAUCUGAGCUCAAAAAACACUUAGAUAAGCUUGGAGAUGAGAUUUUUACUGGGAGUUGCACCCUCUCUCCCCUUCAUUGGAAAACCAAGGGACAGAAAAACAAGAUUCCAGAAGCUUUCAACGUCUUUGAUCCGCAGCACGGGCUCGUCGAUAGCUUCCGAUCCGUGUCCAGCAAAGAUGGAAUUACAAUCAUAUGCUCGAAAAGGGGAGGGAAUGCAACCGUUGACAGCCAUUGCGAAUGGCUCCUGACCGUCCCUUCGAUGCCUGAUGUGAUCAACUUCAACUUUGUGCCAAUCACUUCUCUACUCAAAGAUGUCCCUGGCAAUGGCUUCUUAUCACAUGCCAUCAAUCUCUACCUACGGUACAAGCCACCUAUAGCUGAGUUGCAAUACUUUCUGGACUUUCAAGCACACAAGAUAUGGGCCCCAGUCCACAGUGACCUCCCAUUGGGCCCACCUACAAACAAGGCCAUGGCAACUCCAUCUCUCCAGUUCAACUUCCUGGGCCCAAAGCUAUAUGUCAGCACAGCUCAGGUCGUUGUCGGGAGAAGUCCGGUGACGGGGAUGAGACUGUACUUGGAGGGCAAGAAAUGCGAUAGGUUAGCCAUACACCUUCAGCAUCUAUCAAACAUUCCACAAGUGCUUCAAAACCAGGUCGACGACACAUCAAUAUGGCGAGGAUCCGACGAGCUCGCCAACGAAAGAUAUUACGAGCCAGUGCAAUGGAAGAAAUUCUCCCACGUAUGCAUUGCUCCGGUAAAAUACGACCCCACAUGGGCCCACUCCCUCGACACUGCAUUUGUCGUCAGUGGGGCCCAGCUACAUGUGACCAACCAUGAAUCCAAGAAUGUCCUCCAUCUACGGCUCUUAUUCACCAAGGUGUCGAACUCCGUCGUCUGCCGGUCCAUCUGGGAACAAGGCCCAUUGGGCUUCUCUAGUAAGUUGGGCUUCUCCUCAACGGGCAGCUCGUUGUUUAAACGGGAUGAUGAGAAACAAAACCCGAUCGUGAUUGUAGAUUCGGGCGUGUACCCGACGGGCCCACCGGCCCCCGUCCAGGCCCAGAAGCUGUUGAAGUUUGUGGAUACUUCACACGUGUGUAAGGGCCCACAAGAUAGCCCAGGCCAUUGGCUAGUGAGUGGGGCUAAGUUAGAUGUGGAGAAUGGGAAAAUCUCACUCCAUGUAAAGUUCUCUCUUCUCAGUUUUUCUUCUUGAGAGCAAAGAGUAUGAAAAAAGGUUAUACUCCUGGCUUUCUGUGUAUACGCCCAAAAUUCAUCCCCACAAUUCUUUGGAUUAUGGUAUUUGACUCCAUCUACUACACACCAAUCUGGACUGUCCAAAUCAUGGCCACCAUCUUGAUUGGAUGAUCUUAACCGUC